Molecule: messenger RNA, 1282 nt
Organism: Daphnia pulicaria
Lineage: Eukaryota; Metazoa; Arthropoda; Branchiopoda; Diplostraca; Daphniidae
Product: putative carbonic anhydrase 3
Exons: 7
Coding region: 108-1058 (316 amino acids)
Cellular component (GO): plasma membrane
Molecular function (GO): zinc ion binding; carbonate dehydratase activity
Source: RefSeq, a predicted model, not a curated record
UGCAAUCCAUCGCAGUAUAAAUACCAACCGGCUAACCGAUAAGGUGCAACAGUUUAAUCAGCGACAGCGCUAAAGCGAGUGCGGGCCGGACCACAGACAACUCGGAAAUGAUUCAAGUGGCUUUGUUGUUCAAGUUCUGGUUGAUGAUUAGCUCUGCGACUGGCAGUCCUCUGACGAAAGUGGGCGCCCCUUCAACUCAUUUUGAUUAUACAAAUCCACAGAAAUGGGAAGAACACGAGUCGAAUUGCGGCGGCCACCAUCAGUCGCCCAUCAACAUCAAUACGGAAGAAGUCAUCGUCACGAAUUAUCCGAAAUUCAUUUUCCAAAAUUACGAUUUGACUUUUCCUGAGAGCUUGGAGAACAACGGUCAUACGGUCGAGUUGAAAAUCGACAACGAAGACGACGACGACGAUUUGCCAUCCAUUUCCGGCGGAGGUCUGGACGACCGUUAUAACUUUGCGCAACUUCACUUUCAUUGGGACGAAGAUUUGUUGGGAAGUGAACAUACAAUCAACGGGCAAAAAUAUUCCGCCGAAUUACACAUCGUUCACUACAAUACGAAAUACGGAAGUUUUGAUGAUGCAAAACCUCAUCAGGACGGAUUAGCCGUUCUAGGAAUUCUUAUUGAGUUGCAAGCGAGAGACAAUAUUGCCUUCCGCCAUCUCGAACAAUUUGACAAAAUCAUCGAUCCUAGCAGGACAAUUAGCGAUCGAUUACAAUUUUCAGUUCCGCUAGUGGAUCUUCUUCCUGACAGUACCGAAAGUUUCUUCCGGUACAACGGCUCUCUGACGACACCCGGCUGCAACGAAGAUGUCAUCUGGACCGUUUUCGAGACUCCGAUCGCCAUUUCUGUCCGACAGCUGGCAAAGUUCAGACUACUAAACGACGAAAACGGGAUGCCACUAAGGAAAAAUGUCCGUCCAACUCAAAUGCUACACGACAGAGUCGUUACCUACCGGCCGGAUCCGAAUCCUAUCCAAUCAUUAUUCUCCUUUCCCAGCCAUCUUCCAAACUUAAUCAAACCAUUUUCGAACGAGUUCCAGCAGUCUAACUUUUGAAAAUCCUUCCAUUCAGCAUGAUCCUCAGCAACUCCGACCCGAAGGUCGAUUGCACAAUCAUCGAAUCUAAUCCGCACAUCAUCCGCAAAGGAUGGUUCGGUAGCGGAACAAUUCAGACCACAUAUACAUAUGUUUGCAUGAUCAUUUAUAAAUACGCAUCAGCAGUGCUAACCGUGUGUAUGAUAGUAAUUGACUUUGUUAGCCAAUAUAAUGAGUUGAAAUUU